This is a messenger RNA of Paramuricea clavata, 2168 nucleotides long. The record is from the annotation of a GenBank genome assembly. NCBI's taxonomy places the organism in Eukaryota, Metazoa, Cnidaria, Anthozoa, Malacalcyonacea, Plexauridae.
AUGAAACCAGGUCACAACGGAUCUAUUACAGAGCAGUAUGUGUUUCCGUACUACGCGGAGGUGUUAUUCUAUGUUCUUCAAUGUAUUCUGGUCGUUUUUGGACUGUUUGGCAACGUUUUAGUAAUCCUAUCAGUUCGCCGAAAUCCUCAUAUGAAAAAAUCCAUUUCCAAUCUGUUUAUUCAAAAUUUGGCAAUUGCUGAUAUUGGAGUCUUGGCUAUUUCUCAUACUUUUAUCUUGGGAUUGGAAAUCAAGAAUUUUAUUUGGCCAUUUGGGGAGUUUUGUUGUCGGGUGAUAUUUCCGUUAUCGGAUUCAUUUUACGGUGUCUCAAUUUGGUGUAUUGUUGCAAUAUCGUUUCACAGGUGAGUUUUGUGAUGGUGAUGUUGUUCAUGAUGAUGAUGGUAGUGAUAAUAGUAUGAUUAUGGCAAUGAUCGCGAUGAUGGUGGUAGUCAUGGUGAUGAUAAUGCUGAUGGUAAUUGUGUUGAUAAUGGUGAUGAUGAUGAUGGUUGCGGUGAUGGUGACAAUUGUGAUGAUGAAGUGAUAAUGAUGGUAGUGGUGGUGCCAUCAUGGUGGCGAUGAUGAUAUUGAUGGUGGUCAUGAGGCAUGGUGGUGAUGAUGGUGAUUUUAAUUAUGAUGAUUAUGUUGAUGACGAUGAUGAUGAUGAAGGUGAUGAUGAUGAAAGUGAUGAUGAUGGUGGUGAUUUUGGUGAUUAUGAUGAUGAUUAUGUUGAUGAUGAUGGUGGUGAUUUUGGUGAUGGUGAUUAUGUUGAUGACGAUGAUGAUGGUGAUGAUGGUGGUGAUUUUAGUGAUGACAAUGAUGAUUAUGUUGAUGUUGAUGAUGGUGAUGGUGAUGGUGAUGGUGGUGAUAAUGGUGGUGAUUUUGGUGAUGAUUAUGUUGAUGAUGAUGAUGAUGGUGAUGAUGAUGAUGAUGGUGGUGAUUUUGGUGAUUAUGAUGAUGAUUAUGUUGAUGAUGACGGUGGUGAUUUUGGUGAUGGUGAUUAUGUUGAUGACGAUGAUGAUGGUGGUGAUUUUGGUGAUGACAAUGAUGAUUAUGUUGAUGAUGAUGAUGGUGACGGUGGUGAUGAUGGUGGUGAUUUUGGUGAUGAUUAUGUUGAUGAUGGUGGUGAUGGUAGUUGAUAAUGGUGGUGAUGAUAAUGGUGAUGAUAAUGGUGCUGAUGGUAGUGAUGAUGGUGGUUGAUGAUGGUGAGAAUGAUGGUGGUGAUGAUGGUAGUUGAUGGUGGUGGUGGUGAUAACAGUGGUGAUGAUAAUGAUAAUGUUGAUGAUGGUGAUGAUGGUGAUCAUGUUGGUUAUGAUGUUGAUAGUGAUGAUGAUUAUGGUAAUGCUGGUAAUGGUGAUGAUAAUGGUUUAGCUGCUGUUACGUUGUUCACUAUAUUAUUGUUAAAGAUAACUAACCACCUCUCUUAAAAUAAAUCCUUUUCCUACUUGUUCUCGUUUCAUAGAUACAGAGGAAUCGUUCACAUAAUGCACACUCAACUUUCAAGAAAAAACGCUCGCCUCAUACUAGUCGCAGCUUGGCUACUGCCAAUCAUAGUCAUCACCCUACCUCUCUGGAUAUUCAUGAAGUUACUGCCAGGCAUAAACAUAUGCGACGUCGCCUGGCCCAACCACGACAGCCACAUAGCCUACUUCAUCAUACUCAACCUGCUCUUCUACGUCUUACCGUUAGCCUUGAUAGUUUACUAUUAUCUCAGAAUCCGCGUCUCUCUGAAGGCCAGCUCUGGGUUCCACAGACAAAUGACGAAGUCCUCAUCGCGAAGCGCUCUUCGAGACGACCUCACGAAACAAAUCCAACGCAACGCGAAAGCACUACGCGUGCUCACGCCUGUGGUCGUCGUGUUCUUCGUGACCAUGCUGCCGUUCACCGCGUUUCGUCUUGCGUUCGUGUUCACGAAUAUGGCUAACUUUCGUUACACGCGUACGCUAUUUUUCGCGUCCAUUAUAAGCGUCCUCGCAAAUUCCUCCGCAAAUCCUUUGAUAUAUACAAUUGUAAGUCCAGAAUUUCGGCGUUCGUUUAUGCAUUUUUUGGGCUUGAAAAAAGGGCUGACACGAGAUGGAAAUUCGACCAUGCGAAGAUCGAUGCUGUCUCGAAAAACAAGCGAAUAUUUUGGCACCUUGAAUAACAAGAAACACGGGCAAGAGGAAAGCUUUUAG